Racocetra persica is the source of this 327-nucleotide messenger RNA. The record is from the annotation of a GenBank genome assembly. NCBI's taxonomy places the organism in Eukaryota, Fungi, Glomeromycota, Glomeromycetes, Diversisporales, Gigasporaceae.
AUGAACGAGAGAAAAGAAAUAAAAGAAAAAAAAAGAAAGAAAGAAACAAAAGAUAAAGGGCGAAAGAAAAGAAAAGGAAUAAAAGAAAAGGGACAAAAAAAAAGGAAUGAGAGAAAAGAAAAGAAACGAAAGAAAAAGAAAGGAAUGAAGGAAAAGAAAAGUAAUGAAGAAAAAGAAAAGGAACGAAGGAAAAGAAAAGGGACAAAGGAAAAAAAGGGACAAAGGAAAAGAAAAGGAGCAAAUAAAAGAAAAAGAAUGAAAAAAGAAAACGAACGAAGGAGAAAAAAGAAACAAAGAAAAAGAAAAAAAACAAAAGAAAAGAAAUGA